GGAGAGUCAGUGAUGAAACUGCAGUAAUUAUGGGAGAUGUUGGAAUAGGCUGUGAGGGUGGCUGGGAGUUGUAGUACAACAAGAGCAGAAGGACAAUAGGUAGAACAGUUGUACUUUAUAUAAUUCAGACUCCAGGAGGGGCAGUGUAAGUAAAGGGGAGAAGGGCCGGGUGAUUAUGUGCAUAUCAUUAGGGAGUGGAUGGGGCCCACCAGCAGUGUCCGUAUCAGUGUGGCCCCUCUGCUAAAUAGGCAACUCUAUUUAUCUGACUGAAGGGAACAGGUACAGGUACCCCCCACCCCCGCCCUGUUCAUUUCAAGGUACCAAAGGAAACAGCAGAAAACCAAAAAGAUCACCAGCCCCACUCCCCAUAAAUCCACCUCUCCGGAGUUUCAGGCAGAGUCUACAAGUAACAGUGAGAGGGGCGGGAGCUGCCAGACUAGUUGGGCUCAGGUUGCACAGACAAGAUGGCAGAAAAAGGGUCUUCGGGCAUGGUGGCCUUCAUUGUGUUUGGGAAUGUCAUUAUAUCGCUCUCUGGCCUUGCGUUGUUUGCGGAGACGAUCUGGGCGACCACCGACCCCUACAAGGUUUAUCCAAUUCUGGGGGUGACUGGGAAAGAUGAUGUUUUUGCCGGCGGCUGGAUUGCCAUAUUCUGUGGUUUUUCAUUCUUUAUACUGGGAAUCUAUGGCAUCCUCGCAGUGCAGAGAGGGAGUCGCACUAUGGUUCUGACGUACUUGGUGCUGAUGAUGAUCGUGUAUAUAUUUGAAUGCGCCUCCUGUAUCACUUCCUUCACACACAGAGACUAUAUGAUAAACUCCAAUGUGAUUAAGGGUCAGAUGUUGACUUACUACUCGGACAGCAGCACCCCGCAGGGUCGGGACAUCACCGGCGUGUGGCUCAGGAUGAUGCUGGAGAAAAACUGCUGCGGUGUGGACGGGCCGCUGGAUUGGGUGGAUUAUUACUCCACUUUCCGCAAGUCGUACAAUGAAACGACGGCCCCCUGGCCCUUGUGGUGCUGCCAGAGAGACAGUAACUUCCAGAUCAUCAAUCAGCAGGGAUGUGUAGUUGGACUCAAGUCUUAUGUUUAUCAGCAGGGCUGCUUUGAUCACAUAUCCAAUGCCAUCAACAGCUACACCUGGGGCAUCUCCUGGUUUGGAUUUGCCAUCCUUAUGUGGACGAUGAUUGUCAUGUUGGUAACGAUGUAUAAUUACACCAAGAUGAACUGACACCACGUCUCCCAUUGGUUGCCAGGGGAGGCCCAAUCAGAGAGCCUCAAGCCUCCCCAGAACUCAAACUGGAAUCGACUUUCUUUUUUCUGAUGAGAUGAACUGCCGGCUGUUUCCUUUGUCACCUCCUGGGGGCGCUGUCACUCAAAUAAUAUCACUUCAUUCUCUGGGGAUAUGAGAAAAGAACCCCCGGCCUCCCCUGCACCCCCUUCUAUAGAGCAGGGUUACUGUACAUUAGAGCAGCCAGAGAGAAUUGUAUGUCUAUUCCUAAUGCCAUGUAUGUAUUUUACUUGAUCAUUGUGACUGUGACGCUCUAAUUCCCCAGAGACACGUGUUCUUCCACUCAGUUAUUUCUGUUACAAAAUGAUUUGAUGAUUAGUACCAUUGGUGAGCUCUGUAAGCCUGAACUGCAGCUUCUUUUACAUUCUCAUGUCUAACAGGGGCUGCUGGGAGUCCUAGUUCAGUGGCUGUGGCUAUAGCCUUUGAUUCCAAAGAUAGUUUUUUUUUUUUUUUUUUUUUUUUUAUAACUGGCUGAGAGCAUUUGCUUCAAUGAAGCCACAAGCCAUUUAUACCCUCACUUUAAACUUCCAUGUAGAAUAUAUAGAUAUUUCCAUUUGUAUAGUACAGUGUUUUGCCUUAUGGAAAAAAUAAAGGUAUUAUGUGUUUCUUAAA
This is a messenger RNA of Xenopus laevis (African clawed frog), 1895 nucleotides long. It is a transcript of the gene upk1a.L, whose product is annotated as uroplakin 1A L homeolog. The transcript has 8 exons. Gene Ontology annotation, cellular component: membrane. Lineage: Eukaryota; Metazoa; Chordata; Amphibia; Anura; Pipidae. The record is from RefSeq and is a predicted model, not a curated record. Bases 465 to 1223 code for a protein of 252 amino acids.